Molecule: messenger RNA, 1005 nt
Organism: Microdochium trichocladiopsis
Lineage: Eukaryota; Fungi; Ascomycota; Sordariomycetes; Xylariales; Microdochiaceae
Exons: 2
Coding region: 268-882 (204 amino acids)
Source: RefSeq, a predicted model, not a curated record
GCGCGGCUCGUAGCUCCGGCCUCCAAGCUAGCCCAGCGAAGACCACGACCACGACAACCGGUCCCGAAGACGGCAGCCGAAUUCUCUGGCGGUCGAUAGGACAGCGUCUCUUGUCGGGGCCCUCAAGCGCCAGGCGGCAAAUUUAUAUCCAGAGGACCAAUCGCCACAAGUUCGGGCACAGAGCAUCACCAAUCCGGCCUCUCGAUCCCAAAAUCCCUCCACGUACCCGACGACGACGGCGACAAGAACAACACCAAGAACAGCAACAUGGUCGCUCUCUCCGCCGUGACCCGCACGACGGGCACGACCAGCACGACCGACACGUCGUACAUUACGACCACGGAGCGGCGGCUCGCCCGCGUGCACCGGUACCACUGGCCGGCGAUCCAGCUCAACGUGUGGAUGCUCAUCAUGCUCGCGGCGUCGCUGUGCAUCAUUGGCAUUUUCGGGACCUUUAUCACACAGCAGAAGCAGCUGCUGCUGCCGAUACCAUGGGUCUUCCCAUACUUCAUUACCACCGGCGCCCUCACGGUCGUCUUCAUCGCCCUGCUGCUCUACCUCAUCGCCCAGCGGCGCCUGCUGCCCUCGAUCGUGAUAAUCGGCGCCUUUGCGCUCUUCGUCCUCUGGCUCACAGGGCUCGUCGUCGUCAGCACGGAGCUGUGGGGCGGCGUCAACGGCUCCGGGUCCGUCGCGGGCAACUGCGACGUGCUCGUCUUCAACGCCGCCCCAGUCGGGGUCAGCCAGGAGACGCUUGCGUGGCUGGCGCAAAAGUCCAUCUGCCAGAGCUGGCAGGCCGUGUUUGCGUUUGCGCUGAUUGGGUGUGUCUUCUUGGUGUGGAUCUUGGUUAUUGCUAUUCAGGUGUUUUAUGAUGAUGAUGCGUAAGGGGAGCUUACCUUCCCCCAGGUUAGGGGCAGUAUCCGUAUGGAAGGGAUAAUACUGGUUUUUUGUUGAUUUUACAAGAGCGAUUGAGAGGCAGAGAGAGAGUUGAGAGAGAGUUUGGAGGCA